AUCCUCCUCCUCCCUGUGCGCUCUCCUCGUCUCCUCCAGCAGCAGCUCCUGCAGCGUCCGCAGCCUCUCUGGAAACGCCUCACCGCUAUUAUUAUAAGCUUUUACCCUAAGAAAUCUGCUGUUAACUGUCAUUUAAAUGACGUGUAGUUUUUCUGUGCAUCACAUGGAUUGUGUGUGACUGUCCCAUUCAUGAUUUCCGGAUCGCGCGGAUACAAGCUGCAGGUCUCAUCGCAGCUGUCACAUCCCACUGGCCUGAUGUGACCUACCACUGCCACCAAAAAUUGACUAAUGUGACCCCGGGAACCUCCUUGUUGGGCAUCAUGGGAUGUGGCACCUCCGUAGCUACAGAGACACAGGGGAAAAGAGUGGAGACAGCUAAUUAUGAUGACACUGUUAAAACUCCCAGCCCGGCUCUGACUAUGAAGGCAGCUGUUUUGAUCCAGCGAUGGUACCGCCGCUACAUGGCCCGUCUGGAGAUGAGGCGCAGGUACACCUGGAACAUCUUUCAGUCCAUUGAAUACGCCGGAGAACAGGACCAGCUACAGCUCUCCAGUUUCUUUAGUUUCAUGCUCGACAACUUCACUCAGUUGAAUGGAAAUGGGCCAGACUUGAUCUCCCAGCUGCUGGACCCGGUGGUUGACCCCUGGUUAGACAAAGAGACCUGCUACAACUUGAUCGCUGUUCCAGAGUCGUACACAGGGCCCCGACUAUCAUUUCCUCUCUCCGUCUCUGAUACAAACACUCUCCUCGGUGCAUUUAAGGAGCAGCAGACCCUACAUGCCAGAUAUGUUCUGCAGCUGCUGUAUGAGACCAAAAAGCUCCUCAAACAGAUGCCAAACAUCAUCCACUUGUCAACAUCCUACACAAAAGAGAUCACUAUAUGUGGUGAUCUGCAUGGGCGACUUGAUGACUUACUUCUCAUAUUUUAUAAGAAUGGCCUUCCCUCUGCGGAGACUCCGUAUGUGUUUAAUGGGGACUUUGUGGACCGUGGGAAAAAGUCAGUCGAAGUGGUCAUGCUUCUGUUCGCCUACCUUCUGCUAUACCCCGACUACAUGCACCUGAACCGAGGGAACCAUGAAGACCACAUAAUGAACCUCAGAUAUGGGUUCACAAAAGAAGUCAUGCUGAAGUACAAGACUCAUGGCCGUGAGAUCCUCCAGCUGUUUCAGGACGUUUUCAGCCUUCUGCCCGUCGCAACAGUCAUUGACGGGAAGAUCCUGAUCGUUCACGGAGGGAUAUCAGACCAGACUGACCUGGACUUCCUCAGCACCAUAGAGAGGCAUAAGGUCAAAUCUGCCCUGAGGUUUCCCAAACGCAGUUUGGAGCAGCUGGACAUCAGUCAGUCCUGCAGACAGAUGAAAAGAAUGAGAUCAACAGACUGCUCUCGUCCCAGUAGCAGUCGCAGCCACAGCAAGAACCAAAAAACCCAGAACCAGAGAAAGAGACGAUGCAGGCUCAGCCGUCAAGACAGCGCUGCCUCCACUUCUUCCUCCUCCUCCUCAUCAUCUUCGUCCGCAUCUUCGCUCUGCUCUCCUCGAACUCCGUCCUGCCUCACGCCUCGCCCGUGCCCGUCUUCUCCCAGCAUGCCCUACACUGUCAGUGUCCUCCAAGUGCCUUUCUUGGACUCUCUGUCCUCAGUCCCCCCUCCUUCACCUCCACAGCAUGAACGGGAAUGGAAACAGAUAGUGGAUAUAUUGUGGAGUGACCCUAAAACCCAAGAAGGCUGCAGUGCCAACACAUUCAGAGGAGGAGGCUGCUACUUCGGCCCUGACAUCACCCAGAGACUGCUGCUGCAACACGGACUCCAGCUGCUCAUCAGAUCCCAUGAGUGCAAACAGGAAGGAUAUGAGCUCUGUCAUGGCGGACAGGUGAUCACCAUUUUCUCAGCGUCAAACUAUUAUGAGGAGGGGAGCAACCGUGGUGCGUACAUCAAAGUGGGCAGAGAACUGGUUCCACGCUUCUACCAGUACCAAGUCAGCCGCACAACGCGCAAACUCACCCUGACACAGAGAGUACGAGCUGCUGAAGGCUCUGCUCUCAGGGCCCUGAAGGAGAAGCUGUUCACCCAUCGCUCUGAGCUUAUGUCAGGCUUCCAGCAGUACGACCAAAAUAACACAGGUUGUGUGUCAGUAAGUGAAUGGGCUCAGGUGUUGGAGUCUGUACUGAGGCUGGAUCUGCCCUGGAGGACACUGCGUCCACACUUAGCCUGUCUGGCACCUGACGGCAGUGUGGAGUAUCAGUCCUGCUUCGAGGAUAUGGAACCAGGGAUUCCUCUGUCUCAGGUCACUCCAAACUUGGCUGAAACUCUCUUCAGAUACAGGACCGACAUUGGAAUAAUAUUCAACAUCAUAGACAAAGACCAUUCAGGUCUGAUCUCCAUCGAGGAGUUUCGUCACACCUGGCGUCUCUUCAGUGCCCAUCUGGGGGUUGACAUCGACGACAGAGCCAUCGAUGACUUGGCUCGAAGUAUUGACUUCAACAAGGAUGGCAGUAUAGACUUCACUGAGUUCCUAGAGGCCUUCAGAGUGGUACACAAAUUGGACAACAAAGAUCAGCAACUCAAUGGAAAGAUGGAUGGAAAGUUUUCCUGAAGUGAAGAAUCUGUUUCUAAGAAAGUCCUGCAUUAUCAGCAGAGAAACUAAUGGAGGAGGGAAAGUAGGAAUGCAGGCAUAAGAUUAAAUGAUUUAGUAUUUUUUAAGUUGUUUAAGGAAAAAUCAACCUUUAAACACGCAAACGCUAAAGAAUAGCAGUGAUAGCGUCGUUUGUUGGUGUAUUUCUAGCCACACGUGGCUCUAGGAGAUGGUAGAGUCAACGUGUAGGUUGCUUUCAUCCACUACUUUGGUUUCAAAGUGAAAUAUCUCGACAACCAUUGGAUGGAUCGCCAUGAAAUGUUUUACAUACAUUCAUGUUCCUCAGAGGAAAAAUCCUUCAGACUCUGGUGAUCCACUGACCUUUCUUCUAGCACCACCAGCCAAAGUUUAUAGUUCAGUGAAAUGUGUCAACAUUAACUAGAUGGAUUUGCAUAUGUUUUGGUACAGACAUUUGUGGUUCCCAGAUGAUGAAUCCUAAUGACUUUGCUGAUUAGCACCACCAACAGGCUGACGUGUUUGAGCGUUUCAAUGGGAAAUGGCUUUUAGGAAUGUUGAAUGUGUGGGUUCAGUGUCUGGCAUAAGGACACUUCAGUAUGUGGACUGGAGAAGCUGGGAAUCGAACUGACCAGCUCUUUGAUUAGUCAACGACAACUUCACUUGCUGAGCCACAGUCACCCCAUGUUGGCAAAAGAUAGACGUCUUGGGUGUAAAAGUGCACAGGAAAGUGAUCAGGAACCCACACAAGCCUUGAACAAGUACAGAAAACAUUUAUUGAAAAACUGAAGCAGGUUCUUGGGCUGCGUAUUUUAUCUACAGUUUGAUUUAGUACAGAUGUCACCUCUGACAGCAGUUGCAGAUUUGUGAGAAACAUAGUGUACAACAGAUGCAGUAGGAGUAACAGUGUGAUGCAGCACUGUUACUUACAAGUCAGUACUAUAGUAUUAUUACGUGGACUGAAGUACUGAUGACUGAAGGCUUCAGGUGUGUGUUGAACUGUUUACCAAAAAGGAAUAAAAUGGCAUUUUUGAAACCUUAA
This is a messenger RNA of Dicentrarchus labrax (European seabass), 3627 nucleotides long. RefSeq names its product protein phosphatase, EF-hand calcium binding domain 1 (gene ppef1). Gene Ontology annotation, biological process: detection of stimulus involved in sensory perception. The record is from RefSeq and is a predicted model, not a curated record. Gene Ontology annotation, cellular component: nucleus; cytosol. The transcript is spliced from 19 exons. Lineage: Eukaryota; Metazoa; Chordata; Actinopteri; Moronidae. The coding region runs from base 321 to 2591 and encodes 756 amino acids. Gene Ontology annotation, molecular function: protein serine/threonine phosphatase activity; iron ion binding; protein binding.